GAGGCGGGGUCGGUAUUGUCAUCUCCCUGCGCCUUCCCGCGGCGAGCUGAGCCGCUGGCGCCGUCUGCGUGACGUCACAGGCACUGAUCGCGUGAGCCCGCGGCGGCUGCUGCAAUGGUUGCUGGCUGCCAGGUACAGCAUGUCUAGACUCGGGGCCCUGGGCGGUGUCCGUGCCGGGCUGGGACUGUUGCUGGGUACCGCCGCCAGCCUUGGAUUCCUCUGCGUCCUUUACAGCAAGCGUUGGAAACGGACCCGGCGCCAUGGCCGCAACCAGAGCCUGCCCAACUCCCUGGACUAUACGCAGACUUUAGAGCCCGGACGCCAGGUGAUGCUGCUGCGGGCUGUCCCUGGUGGGGCUGGAGAUGCCGCAGUGCUGCCCAGGCUUCCACGGGAAGGUCAGGAGAAGGUGCUGGACCGCCUGGACUUUGUGCUGACCAGCCUUGUGGCGCUGCGGCAGGAGGUGGAGGAGUUGAGGAGCAGCCUGCGAGGGCUUGCAGGGGAGAUCGUUGGGGAGGUCCGAUCCCACAUAGAAGAGAACCAGAGAGUGGCUCGGCGGCGAAGGUUUCCUUUUGUCCGGGAGAGGAGUGACUCCACUGGCUCCAGUUCUGUCUAUUUCACAGCCUCCUCGGGAGCUACGUUUACAGAUGCCGAGAGCGAAGGGGGUUACACAACAGCCAAUGCGGAGUCUGACAAUGAGCGGGACUCUGACAAAGAGAGUGAGGAUGGGGAAGAUGAAGCAAGCUGUGAGACUGUGAAGAUGGGGAGAAAGGAUUCUCUGGACCUGGAGGUAGAGGCAUCUUCAGGUCUGGUGCCCAGUGCGCUAGAGAAUGGAGCUUCCUCAGGCUUGGAGGAUGUGCUGCCCCUCCUGCAGCAGGCGGAUGAGAUGCACCAGGGUGAUGAGCAUGGCAAGCGGGAGGGCUUCCAGCUGCUGCUCAACAACAAGCUGGCGUAUGGAAGCCGGCAGGACUUUCUCUGGCGCCUGGCCCGGGCCUACAGUGACAUGUGUGAGCUCACUGAGGAGGUGAGCGAGAAGAAGUCAUAUGCCUUAGAUGGAAAAGAAGAAGCAGAGGCUGCGCUAGAGAAGGGGGAGGAGAGCGCUGACUGCCACCUGUGUCAGAGACAACAGAAGUUUCUGGAGCAUGUGGACAAAGCCAUUGCUCUCCAGCCAGAAAAUCCCAUGGCUCAUUUUCUUCUUGGCAGGUGGUGCUAUCAGGUCUCUCACCUGAGCUGGCUAGAAAAAAAAACUGCUACAGCCUUGCUUGAAAGCCCUCUCAGUGCCACUGUGGAAGAUGCCCUCCAGAGCUUCCUAAAGGCUGAAGAACUACAGCCAGGAUUUUCCAAAGCAGGAAGGGUAUAUAUUUCCAAGUGCUACAGAGAACUAGGGAAAAACUCUGAAGCUAGAUGGUGGAUGAAGUUGGCCCUGGAGCUGCCAGAUGUCACUAAGGAGGAUUUGGCUCUGCAGAAGGACCUGGAGGAAUUAGAAGUCAUUUUAGGAGACUAAGCACAUUUCACUGGCCUUCAUGACUUGAUGCCACUAUAAAAGUCAAAGCUUUUUUUUUUCUUAGACCUUCCUGAGAUCAGGCAAAUAUUCAAAUCUGACUCCUGGGUCUGACUGCCACCUACUGCCAUUCCCCAUCAGUUAAUUUAUUCUAACCUCUUAACCUAAUGUAAAAUUGGGGAAGUACUGGUGGCCUGAGUUGCUGCUGUUCUCUCCCUUGAGUGAUCUCUAGGGGGAAAAAAUCAAGAUGCACACCUGCCCCAGGAUUGCACAUGGGUGGAGCCUGCUAGACCUGAGACCUUCCAACUGCUGGUGAGGUGGAUAACUUCAAAGAGCUACGAGAACAAAGCAUAGAACUUGUCACUUUAACUUUUUCACUGACUAAUAUUCAACACACGCAAAUAUAUAUAUAUUCCUAAGAUCAUACCUUACCUACCAGGGUAAAAAGGAGGGAUCAGAGUGGCCCACGGACAUUGCUUUCUUACCACCUAUCAUGUGAAUUCUACCUGUAUUCCUGGGCUGAAGGGCUGGACCACUUGAUGACUUCCAGAGUUCUAGCAGCUUUUGGAAUGAUAGCAGUGGUACAGGGUUUAUGAUGAUUCUAUAAAAUGAUGUCUGAAAAGUUGCCUAGAAUAUAUUUUGUUACAAAUUUGAAAUAAAACAAAUUUGAUGUUAUC
Cebus imitator (Panamanian white-faced capuchin) is the source of this 2175-nucleotide messenger RNA. RefSeq names its product regulator of microtubule dynamics 3 (gene RMDN3). The coding region runs from base 140 to 1501 and encodes 453 amino acids. Gene Ontology annotation, molecular function: microtubule binding. Gene Ontology annotation, cellular component: spindle microtubule; mitotic spindle pole; cytoplasm. Lineage: Eukaryota; Metazoa; Chordata; Mammalia; Primates; Cebidae. The record is from RefSeq and is a predicted model, not a curated record. The transcript is spliced from 13 exons.